Bursaphelenchus okinawaensis is the source of this 3533-nucleotide messenger RNA. The record is from the annotation of a GenBank genome assembly. Lineage: Eukaryota; Metazoa; Nematoda; Chromadorea; Rhabditida; Aphelenchoididae.
AUGAAUCAGACUUUUGGAGAAUUAGAACAGAAAAUUCGAGAAGCUUCACGGUCGGAAUCCAGUGAUCGUGUUUGGUAAUGCCACCACGCUUAUAUCUAUUAUGUCUGGUUUUUUUGUAAAAUACGAGAAAAUAAAUUUUUGCUUUUUACAUUAUAAAAAACUUUGUUUUUUAUUAAAAUUUACAUUUCUUCUCAAAAACGACCAUUUUUCUUUGAAUUCUUAUGGAUCAUAGUUUUUUUUAUAAAACUAGUUUUUUUUUCAGUUCUGAAGGCUACAAACCGAUCCCGAAAUGGAGUGCCAAUCCCGAUGACUUUCGCUUCCUGUGUAUGUUGGGCGGCGGAAGUUUUGGAGAUGUUGUGAAAGCAAAAAAUGUGGUUGAAAAGCAAUAUUGUGCUGUAAAACUGAUUGAUCUGUUUGCUGGGACGAGGUAUAUUGUGAGUUUUAGAUAGGUAUUGAUUUGGUUGAGCAAUACAUUGAAAAAUAACCCGGAAGUAGAUCUGCAAGGGGCUCCGGGCUGUCAGAUGUGGGUCGGGUCCUUAUAAGUUUUUUGGCCGGAAUAGUAAAGUUUAGGUAAUAUAAAAGUGUUUCUUUUUUUAUUUUUUUCAAUACAGAAGCGAUGGAAAAAAGAACUUGUUUCCGGUUUUUUAAAAUUUUAUUUGAAAAUUAAUUUUUUGGCGGAAAAAUCUAUUUAAACUUUAUAAAUCAAUAGUUUAAGACCAUGUAAAGUAAAAAUUUAAAAACCUUACAGAUAGAUGAAAUCCAAACAAUUUCAAACCUAUCACAUCCAAAUUUGGUCAGUAAUCAUGCUGUGGCAUUGAUAAAUAAGACAGCCGUAUUCAUCGUCAUGCCAUUGUAUCGAAGUUUGGAAGACUUGUACGAAAGAAACAUUAAAUUAAAGGUAGUUUACGCUUAGAAAACAUAAGUUAUUUUGUGUUUAUGGAAACUAUUUUCUUGCUGUUUGAGAUUUUAUAGAAAAAAGUUGGGUUAUAAAAGAGUAUUGGAAAAUUAGACGAAAUGUCAAAAUUUUUUAUUGAUUUUUGCUUUUUUAAUAUUUUUUUUUUCAUCUUUAUUUUUAUUUUUUUUAGAUAGCGUCCCUUCGUCGCUACGGUAGUUCAAGACUCCGCAUAAAGCAAGUUAGUCCAGUAAGCGAAGCGACAGCCGGCGAGAUUGUCCAUCAAUUAUUGACCGGUCUCAGUUUCAUGCAUUCCCACGGCUACGUCCACCGUGACUUGAAGUCAGCCAACACUAUGCUGGAUGAAGACGCCACAAUCAAGCUGACCGACUUUGGAAUGGCUAGGAAAUUCGACAAUCGCAAGUCCAAGUACGGCCAGCUGUACACACCGGCUGGCACGGCAUGCUAUAUGGCUCCUGAAGUAACGCUCCGCAUGAAUCGUUUGGAUUAUCAGAGCUACGACAUCAGGGCUGAAACAUGGUAUUAAUUUUAAGGUUUUAAACGAAGUUUCAUUUUUUUAUUUUUGUUUGAUGUUGAUAAUGUUGUAGGAGUAUUGGUGCUGUCAUGUGCGAGCUGUUAACUGGUGCUUUGCCAUUUGAACACAUACUGGAAAUGGAUGCGAAAUACUUGGAUGUUGUGAAGGGGAUUAGAAAUCAAGUUAGUUUUUUGUUUAGUCGAGCUUGGGCUGGGAAAUUGAGUUUUUUGAAGAAAUGUCACGUUUUUAUCGGUGUUUCGACGGGUCUUUUUGACUAGAUUUAGGCUUAAGAAACAAAUAAUUGGUCUAUUUGAAGCAACUGUAGCUUUAAAAACGAUCACCUAGAAUUUGGACGAAAUGCCACAAAUUUUUUUAAUUAUUUUUUCUUAUUUUAUAAGACGAAAUUUCAAUUUUAUUGAUUUUUCCUAUAAAUUUCUAAAAAAUGCUAGCAUUUCAGAAGCAUCUGAACUGGUCGGACAUGUUUUCUGAAGAAGUUCAGGAAAACUUUGUGUCACAAAUAUCUCCAGAAUGCAAGAAAUUCAUCGACAAAUGUCUGGUCGGUAACUUUAUGAAGCGGCGCACCUGUGAAGAAUUAUUAAAACUGGACUGGAUCAGACAGUUUAAGCACAGCAAGGAGCAUAUUAAAGUAGAGUUAUUGAGAGAAGAUGUCAUACGCUCUCAUGAUGCAUAUAUUCGAGAUUGCAACUACGAAAGCUGGGUACCGGCAUCAGAUGAACCCAACAAGUGCACGGUGAAUAUACUAUUCAACCCGUUGGGAAACAAGGUAUAAUACGUGUGUGGUGUUCUUAAAUUUAUAAAGAAUGAGAAAAUUUUUAGAUUCAUAGGAAGUUGCCGAAAUUUAACAAAAUUUAUUGGAAACGAAAUGCCACUAGUUUUGGUUUAUUGAUUUAUUAGAAAAGUAAAGUGAAAGAUUUAAAAUACAGCUGUAUUUUGUAUACAUAGACAUGAGAAACGGGCCGGGCCGGGCCUGAAUGUUAGGCCCGGCCCGAUCGAAAUUUUGCUCAGGGCCGUCCCGGCCUGGCCCAAUGGUAGGGCCGUCCCGGCCUGGCCCAAUGGUAGGCCCGGCCCGGGCCUACAUUUUUUUUACGUGGAAACGGGCCGGGCCCGGCUCAUUUUUCAGGCCCGGCCCGAUGGGAAUUUUGCUCAAGGCCGGCCCAUUUCUCAUGUCUAUGUAUACAGUUAUAUUAAUUUAUGAUAACGAAAUGUCAAAAAAAGUGACAAAGUGUCUCAAAUUUUAAAUAUUGAUUUUUUGCAAAAAGUUUUGAAAGUGAAAAAGUUGAUAAAAGACGUCUUGUAUAACUUUAAUUUACUUCAGAUGUUCUACUUUUACUUUGACUUUGAUUUGGACUGUAAAAUCGAUCUUCGAGCAUUUCAACAAGAAGCCAGGAUUCAAUUACUCAAAUUGACAUAUCAUAAGUUGAUAAGGUGAGACGAGGCGCUUUUAAUAAAAUAUAUUGAGAUCUUGUUUUUUAUAUUGAUGUUGUUUGUUACCUAAAUUUUAUUUUAGCACAACAGUAUACCUCUCCCUGGCAGACGAACUAUCUAAGUUGAUGUUGAAGUACGCUUUGAAGAAAGACCAAGCUGUUCCAUUGAUUUACCCGCUAGCCAAAACCUCAUCGGACUUUGAUUAUACAGAAAACUUGGCUCAGCAUGCGAUGAUAAUAGUCAAAGCGACGAGAAGAAAGUUUGAGGCCUACCUACAAGAAGAGUGGCCCCAUCUUAUGAAUGAGUACAUUGGAGCUGGCAAAGACUUUGAUGUGAACCUGGACAAACCUUAUGAUAGUAAGGACGAGGGGUACGUUUGACCUUUCCCUGCCCUAUUUUACCCUAUUUACCCUAUACUACCUAUUAUUGUUUUAACAUCAUUUUAGUCAAGAAACGGAUGUAGAAUUGAACACCACGUUUGGAGUAUCAUCGCAAGCAUCAACAUCAUCAAUGCGGUCUUCAUCAUUGUCACAGACUUCAGGCACUACUUCAGAAGGCUCAUCGAACAGUGGCAGAAAAAGAAGAAGGCUUCUGAAGCGAGGACGAGGAAUAUCCAAAGCCAUUUUUGGAAAAGGUCACAGAAAGUCGUCAAGCAGUUGA